UUUGCAAUAUUUUUUUAGAAAAAUAGACAAAAGUGCCAUCAUUUAACAGGUGACAUCUCAAUUGGAAUGUGUUUUUUUAUUGAAGUUGUUUCCAUUUUACGUUCAUCAUGUGGAUAGGAUACGAUGCGGUGAUUCUUUGUCUGAUAGUUCUUCAAUCUCGAGGAAAUCCAGGUGAGUGUAAGAAUUGCGGUUGCUGCGCUACCGGACGAUCGUACAAAUGUAGAGUCGGAGAUUACUGCAAUUAUGGCUGCCUAGAUGGAUAUUGGGGUAAAAAGUGUGAUAACAAAUGCAGGGACACUAAUUGUGCCAGAUGUAUAGGCAAUAGAGGACAGAGCUGCCAAGAUUGUCAAACUGGCUAUUAUGGCUUCAAUUGUGGAAAUCGGUGUGGUAGUCAGUGUAAAACCUGUCAACACUUGACAGGUUGUACGGAAUGUAAUACCGGAUAUUACCUUAAAGAUGGUGCAUGCAUUAAAUGUCAAAACACUGGAUGUACAUGUACGAUUUCCUCACAGUGUAAUGGGUGUGUUCAGGGUCAUUACCUUAACCCAGAACUAUGUUCAGAAUGUCCUAAUUAUUGUACAUCGUGCAUUAGUUCUACACAGUGUACUUCUUGUUUGGAUGGUCGUUUUGGAAAUAAAUGUCAGUAUCUUUGUAAAGAAAACUGCGUUCACGGUAUUUGUUUGUCAGCGAAAGCUUCUUGUCAGUGCAAUAUCAAAUGUAUCGAAAAUAAAUGCGAUUCUUCAACGGGAAGAUGUCUUCAAGGAUGUAUAAAUGGAUAUUGGAACCAAACAUGUGACAGAAAGUGUGAACCAGAAUGUUUAUCUUGCAAUCAAGCAGAUGGUUCGUGUUCAAAAUGCAAGAGCAGUACAAGAUAUGGACCUGGAUGUAGGCAGGAGUGUAGCAAUACAUGUAAAAGAUCAGAAUGUGGCAUUUAUGGAACUUGUACAAAUGGAUGUGUUGCAAAUACUUUUGGAAAUCGAUGUGAACACACAUGUGAAGUUUAUUGUAAACCUAAGGGCAAUAACACUCUUUGUUCUGAAAAUACUGGAAUGUGCUUAUACGGAUGCAAAACUGGAUAUAGUGGGAUGAUUUGUCCUCAAGAAGCGGACAAACAAACUUCAUCAAAUGCAUCACUUGGUUUGGGUAUUGGCGGAGGAGUUGUUGUUCUUUCUGUCAUUGUGAUUGUUGGACUGUUUUUUAAUCAACGAAGAAGAGUCAAUUUGAGAAAUAGAAGCGAAACGCCCGUCAGAGAACCUGCGAAUUUGUCCGUCUUCUACGCAACUGUGAGCAAAGGAAGAGCUUCCCAAGUAGGGUAUGCCAAUGGGGAUACCAACAAUUUGCACUUUGUCAAUAACGUGGAAAACCACACUUACCAGAGUCCACCACCGAGAAGGUUUGUCAAAGAAAGGACUCCUAUCAUUUCAGAAGAAAAUCUUGAAAUUGACAAAUAUAGAAAAAAAAACAUAUUGGCUGAAUAUUACAAUAUUGCAGACGAAGAUGAUGCCUUUUCAAGGAAAACUGCAGUAGUAUUUGAGGACAAUUGUCGUGUUCAUUAUAACAACGCUAACAAAGUGCAUGUAGCUGAUCUAGCGGAAUAUGUUCAGACUCUAUUGUUAAAGGACCUAGAAGAGGAAUUUCAGACAAUUCCAUAUGGUCUAGCGAAAGCAUAUGAAGUUUCACAAAUGAAACUCAACAUGCACAAAAAUAGGUACAGAAAUAUCUACCCAUAUGAUGAUACGCGAGUUUUAGUUCGCGGUGGAGAAACAGACUACAUCAAUGCAAGCUAUAUAGACGGAUACAGAAAGCGGAACGCAUAUAUUGCUACUUUGGGUCCAAUGGCUAAGCAGCUUGGCGAUUAUGGCCAAUUCUGGCAAAUGGUCUGGCAACAUAAAGUGGAGAAAAUUGUCAUGAUGACUAAAUUGAAAGACGAAAAGAAAACUCUAUGCGAGCAAUAUUGGCCUGAUCAACAUCAAAGUAAAUUGUACGGCGAUGUAGAAGUCGUGUGUAAGGUUGAAAAACUGUACGCAGAUUUCAUAUGGAGACAUUUCACGCUUUCGAGGAAUUCCGAAGAAAGAAAAUUGCAUCAUCUACAGUUCACAAGCUGGCCAGACAAUGGCAUCCCUGACGACGUCACAUCAGUUACAGAGUUUAGACAGAGGGUAAACGCCUUGCCGAGUACCUUUGACGGACCAGUUCUUGUACAUUGCAGUGCUGGCGUAGGAAGAACCGGAACCUACAUAGCUCUAGACAUUUUGACCAAAGAGGGUGAGGUGGAAGGUGUUAUUGAUAUCCCGGGAUGUGUUCACAACAUGAGACAGAACAGACCCAACAUGAUUCAGACCUUGAGUCAAUACAAGUAUCUUCACCACGCUUUGGUCCAUACAUUGACUCUUGAUUGUUUGACAAUAAGAAGAGAACAUUUCAGUGAAUAUAUGGAGAAAUCAAGCAAACAGGAGAUACAGAAGCAAUUUGAGAAAAUGCAAUUGAGUCAUGAGAACAAGUCGGAUAAAGAACUACAAGCUAUUGCAAUGAAUCGGCUGAUGACAAAGAAGAACAUGAAACAUUCGGAUGUACCAGGUGAUUCCAACGAACCGCAAUUUAAUCUGGUUCUGAGAACAAGCGAGUCUGAUUGCAUCAAUGCGAUACACAUCAACAGUUUAAAAACAGAACACCGCUUCUUGGUUGCGCAAACACCUCUGCCGGACGCAGUUGCUGAUUUCAUUGCAUUUGCUGUUCAAGAAAACUGUUCAUGUAUCAUUAAUAUGGAGGCACAGUUGGAAAAGCAUCAGAUCAAGAGAGAUGUGACAAUUCCACACUAUGACUAUUUGGACUGGGAUACGAAACACAAUGUUCCUAUGUCGGCACAACACUUCGUUGACUUCAUCAAAGAGGUUGAAGACGUAUCCAAAGCAUCUCUCUUGAAGGGACCGAUACUGUUGCACUGUCUAAAUGGGGCUGGAAAAAGCGGCCUUUUUUGUGUGGUCUCGACAUUACUUGAACAAUUGAAUGAAGAUAAUGAGGUCAGUUUGGUCAAUGCCGUGCAGAAAGUCAGAGCUAGAAGACCACUCGCUAUUCCAAAUAAGGAACAGUUUUACUUCUGCUACGAGUGUGUUCUACAUUCCGUGAACGCAAUGGAUAACGCUGUGUAUUACAACAUUAGUGGGGAUAUCAAGAGGGAAUAAACUGGCUGACGAAUUCGGAAUAAUGACACAAACAUAUUAACAUUUACAUUUGAUAGUAAUUAAAAAAAAUAAGAUAUGCUUUAAUUAAGUGCAGCCGUGAUGACAAGUAUUUCAACGUAACUGUAUUGCUAUUCUACUUCACUUUAAUGGCCAGAUAAACAGAACAGUAGUAUUCCCUUAGCCAAGAAACCAUAAA
This is a messenger RNA of Mya arenaria, 3378 nucleotides long. Its product is annotated as tyrosine-protein phosphatase Lar-like. Gene Ontology annotation, biological process: protein dephosphorylation. NCBI's taxonomy places the organism in Eukaryota, Metazoa, Mollusca, Bivalvia, Myida, Myidae. Gene Ontology annotation, molecular function: protein tyrosine phosphatase activity. Bases 108 to 3182 code for a protein of 1024 amino acids. The record is from RefSeq and is a predicted model, not a curated record. The transcript is spliced from 20 exons.